AUGGUGGUCGCUCUAAGGAAACGCACUAGAAGUGCUACAACAACGACUACUACAAUCAAGAAAGUAACCAAGAAAGUAACCAAGAAGAACAAUCAGACAAAGAGCAAAACGAUCAAAGUAGAAUCGAAAUAUUUCGUCAAGAAGAAACCCAAACUAGAACAAGAAGAAAUCCCAAGUCUAGAUGACGUUGACACAGAAUGGGUAAAAACUCUCAACAAUAAAGAUUACUUCGAAUGGUUAUCCACUAAAACAGGGAAUGUCCCUAACAGAUGGAGCGUCCCUUUACCAUCUGAUGCAUUUAUUAACAAGACAGGGAACCCCAUCCCUUUGAAUUUCAAACCAAUCUACUCAUUCUUAAGAUCAAUGAGAUCAAAAGUUAUAACACCUGUGGAUCUGGUAGGUGGAUCUUCUAUACCGAUGACCAUUGGUAGAAAAUGUGGUAUACCAUUUAAUGAAAUUGAACCCAAAAAUUACAGAUAUCAAGUAUUGACAAGUGUUAUGCUUUCUGCCCAAACAAAGGAUGAAGUUACAGCAAAGGCAAUGUAUAAUAUUAUGAGAUAUUGUAUUGAUGAAUUGGGGAUACCUCAAGGGUUAACUUUGGAAGGUAUUUUACAAAUGGAUGAAGAUGUGAUAGAUGAAUUGAUUAAAUCCGUUGGGUUCCAUACAAGGAAGGCACAUUUUAUUAAAAUGUCUGCUGAAAUGAUAAGGACAAAUUUCCAAUCUGAUGUACCAACUAAUAUUCCAGAUUUAUUAUCACUACCUGGGGUGGGGCCCAAGAUGGCUUAUUUAACAUUACAAAAAGCUUGGGGUAAAAUGGAAGGAAUAUGUGUGGAUGUUCAUGUUCAUAGACUAUGUAAACUGUUUAAAUGGGUUGAUCCUAAUAGUAAGAAUCCAGAACAAACGAGGAAAGAAUUACAAAGUUGGUUACCACCUAUAUUAUGGCGUGAAAUAAAUAGUCUUCUGGUUGGGUAUGGUCAAAUCAUUGAUAGGUCUAGGGGAAAAAUACCCAAGAGGGAGGAGGAAGACGCAGACGAUGUGAAGGAUGAGGAGACAGGAAUAGUAUUGGAAAAAGAAAAGAAGAAAAAGACGAAUGAUUAUUUAGAGAUAACUCAGUUAGAGCAAGGUUUUAGAAGUCACAUGACGAACUAUACUAGUUGGGUGAAAUAUUUGACUACUAAUGCGAAUAAUCUAAGUAAAUUAGAAAUUAAAAUAGAAUCCAAUCAUCUUAAUGUGAAGAAAGAAGAUGAAACAAUGGAUUUAUUUUCCGAGGAACCCAAUAUUGACCUCAAACUAGAGCAUGAUAAUCUUGCCAGUUUGACUACUCCAAAGAAUGAAAGUUCUGUGAAAUUAGAAGAAAGCGAUAGACAACUAGAAGAAAUUUCAAUGAAAACGGAAGAAAUAUAG
Molecule: messenger RNA, 1404 nt
Organism: Naumovozyma dairenensis CBS 421
Lineage: Eukaryota; Fungi; Ascomycota; Saccharomycetes; Saccharomycetales; Saccharomycetaceae
Gene: NTG1
Product: bifunctional N-glycosylase/AP lyase NTG1
Exons: 1
Coding region: 1-1404 (467 amino acids)
Biological process (GO): base-excision repair; base-excision repair, AP site formation; nucleotide-excision repair
Cellular component (GO): nucleus
Molecular function (GO): DNA binding; oxidized pyrimidine nucleobase lesion DNA N-glycosylase activity; DNA-(apurinic or apyrimidinic site) endonuclease activity
Source: RefSeq, a predicted model, not a curated record